Urocitellus parryii (Arctic ground squirrel) is the source of this 6050-nucleotide messenger RNA. The record is from RefSeq and is a predicted model, not a curated record. NCBI's taxonomy places the organism in Eukaryota, Metazoa, Chordata, Mammalia, Rodentia, Sciuridae.
GUGCGCUGGCGGCGGCGGCGGCGGCGGCGGCGGCAGGGCUGUUUGUUCUGCUCUCCGCAGCCGAGGAGCCGAAGCAGUAGCAGUGGCGGCAGCGGCGGCGGCGGCGGCAGCUGCCGGCGGUGCCUGCGGGCGAGCUGGGCCUGUGAGUGCAGCGGAGCGGCGGGCGCGGCGGGCGGGCCCCGGCGCCGCGCAGGCAGCCCAGGAGAGAGGGGGCGGCGGCAGCGGACGGCCGGCGGGGGCGGCGUGCGGCCUAGAGUCUCAGAGUGCCUGGUGAAGAAUGUGAUGGGAUCACUAGCAUGUCUGCGGAGAGUGGCCCUGGGACAAGAUUGAGAAAUCUGCCAGUAAUGGGGGAUGGACUAGAAACCUCCCAAAUGUCUACAACGCAGGCCCAGGCCCAACCCCAGCCAGCCAACGCAGCCAGCACCAAUCCCCCACCUCCGGAGACCUCAAAUCCCAAUAAGCCCAAGAGGCAGACCAACCAACUGCAAUAUCUGCUCAGAGUGGUGCUCAAGACACUAUGGAAACACCAGUUUGCAUGGCCUUUCCAACAGCCUGUGGAUGCGGUCAAGCUAAACCUCCCUGAUUACUAUAAGAUCAUUAAAACACCUAUGGAUAUGGGAACAAUAAAGAAACGCUUGGAAAACAACUAUUACUGGAAUGCUCAGGAAUGUAUCCAGGACUUCAACACAAUGUUUACAAAUUGUUACAUCUACAACAAGCCUGGAGAUGACAUCGUCUUAAUGGCAGAAGCUCUGGAGAAGCUCUUCUUGCAAAAAAUCAAUGAACUGCCCACAGAAGAAACUGAGAUCAUGAUAGUCCAGGCAAAAGGAAGAGGACGUGGGAGAAAAGAAGCAGGGACAGCAAAACCUGGCAUCUCCACGGUACCAAACACAACUCAAGCAUCAACUCCUCCGCAGACCCAGACCCCUCAGCAGAACCCUCCACCUGUGCAGGCCACACCUCACCCGUUCCCUGCUGUCACCCCAGACCUCAUCGUUCAGACCCCUGUUAUGACGGUGGUGCCUCCCCAGCCACUGCAGACACCCCCACCAGUGCCACCUCAGCCACCACCCCCAGCUGCUCCAGCCCCACAGCCUGUGCAGAACCAUCCACCCAUCAUCGCAGCCACCCCACAGCCUGUGAAGACAAAGAAGGGGGUGAAGAGGAAAGCGGAUACCACCACUCCCACCACCAUUGACUCCAUUCAUGAGCCACCCUCACUGGCUCCAGAACCCAAGAUCACCAAGCUGGGCCCCCGGCGGGAGAGCAGCCGGCCUGUGAAGCCCCCAAAGAAGGAUGUGCCAGACUCGCAGCAGCACCCAGUGCCAGAAAAGAGCAGCAAGGUAUCGGAGCAGCUCAAGUGCUGCAGUGGCAUCCUCAAGGAGAUGUUCGCCAAGAAGCAUGCUGCCUACGCCUGGCCUUUCUAUAAGCCUGUGGAUGUGGAGGCUCUGGGCCUGCACGACUACUGUGACAUCAUCAAACACCCUAUGGACAUGAGCACAAUCAAGUCUAAAUUAGAGUCCCGUGAGUACCGAGAUGCUCAGGAAUUUGGUGCCGAUGUCCGAUUGAUGUUUUCCAACUGCUACAAGUACAACCCUCCUGACCAUGAGGUGGUAGCCAUGGCCCGAAAGCUCCAGGAUGUAUUUGAAAUGCGCUUUGCCAAGAUGCCAGAUGAGCCUGAGGAGCCAGUGGUGGCUGUGUCCUCCCCAGCAGUGCCACCCCCCACCAAGGUGGUGGCCCCACCCUCAUCCAGUGACAGCAGCAGUGAUAGCUCCUCGGACAGUGACAGUUCCACUGACGACUCUGAGGAAGAGCGAGCCCAGCGGCUGGCUGAGCUCCAGGAGCAGCUCAAAGCCGUGCACGAACAACUUGCAGCCCUCUCGCAGCCCCAGCAGAACAAACCAAAGAAAAAGGAGAAGGACAAGAAGGAAAAGAAAAAGGAAAAGCACAAAAAGAAAGAGGAAGUGGAGGAGAAUAAGAAAAGCAAAGCCAAGGAACUUCCUCCCAAAAAGACGAAGAAAAACAACAGCAGCAACAGCAGUGCAAGCAAGAAGGAGCCAGCACCCAUGAAGAGCAAGCCCCCUCCCACAUAUGAGUCAGAGGAAGAGGACAAAUGCAAACCCAUGUCAUAUGAGGAAAAGCGUCAGCUCAGCCUGGAUAUCAACAAGCUCCCCGGUGAGAAGCUGGGCCGCGUGGUGCACAUCAUUCAGUCACGGGAGCCUUCACUGAAGAACUCCAAUCCCGAUGAGAUUGAGAUUGACUUUGAAACUCUGAAGCCGUCCACACUGCGCGAAUUGGAGCGCUACGUCACCUCCUGUUUGCGGAAGAAAAGGAAACCUCAAGCUGAGAAAGUUGAUGUGAUUGCUGGCUCCUCCAAGAUGAAGGGCUUCUCGUCCUCAGAGUCAGAGAGCACCAGCGAGUCCAGCUCCUCUGACAGCGAAGACUCCGAAACAGAGAUGGCUCCGAAGUCAAAAAAGAAGGGGCAUCCCGGGAGGGACCAGAAGAAGCACCAUCACCACCACCAUCAGCAGAUGCAGCCGGCCCCAGCUCCUGUACCCCAGCAGCCACCCCCUCCUCCCCAGCAGCCCCCACCACCGCCACCUCCGCAGCAGCAGCAGCAGCAGCAGCAGCAACCACCCCCACCACCACCACCCACACCCUCCAUGCCACAGCAGGCAGCCCCCGUGAUGAAGUCGUCACCCCCACCCUUCAUCGCAGCCCAGGUGCCAGUUCUGGAGCCGCAGCUCCCAGGCAGUGUCUUCGACCCCAUCGGCCACUUCACACAGCCCAUCCUGCAUCUGCCGCAGCCUGAGCUGCCCCCUCACCUGCCCCAACCACCUGAGCACAGCACUCCGCCCCAUCUCAACCAGCACGCCGUGGUCUCUCCUCCAGCUUUGCACAACGCACUGCCCCAGCAGCCAUCGCGGCCCAGCAACCGAGCUGCUGCCCUCCCCGCCAAGCCCACCCGGCCCCCUGCCGUGUCACCUGCCCUGACUCAGCCACCCCUGCUCCCACAGCCCCCUAUGCCCCAGCCACCCCAAGUGUUGCUGGAGGAUGAAGAGCCAUCUGCCCCACCCCUCACCUCCAUGCAGAUGCAGCUGUAUCUGCAGCAACUGCAGAAGGUGCAGCCCCCAACGCCGCUACUCCCUUCCGUGAAGGUGCAAUCACAGCCCCCUCCACCCCUGCCCCCCCCACCCCAUCCCUCUGUGCAACAGCAGCUCCAGCAGCAGCCACCACCACCACCACCACCCCAGCCCCAGCCGCCACCCCAGCAGCAGCACCAGCCCCCACCACGACCCGUACACUUGCAACCCAUGCAGUUCUCCGCCCACAUCCAGCAACCUCCACCACCCCCGGGCCAGCAGCCACCCCACCCACCCCCAGGCCAGCAGCCACCCCCAGCCCAGCCCGCCAAACCUCAACAAGUUAUCCAGCAUCACCCUUCACCCCGGCACCACAAGUCAGACCCCUACUCAACUGGUCACCUCCGUGAAGCCCCCUCCCCGCUUAUGAUACAUUCCCCCCAGAUGCCACAGUUCCAGAGCCUGACCCACCAGUCUCCACCCCAGCAAAAUGUCCAGCCUAAGAAGCAGGUAAAGGGCCAAGCUGGGUCACAGCCCUCAGGGGCAGGCAUGGACCACAGCCAGGGGUGUCUGCCUGCCUCACCAACCAUUGUGCCUCUGCUCUUUCAGGAUUUGCAUAAGGCCUCAGUGGUCCAGCCCCAGCCCCUUGUGGUGGUGAAAGAGGAGAAAAUCCACUCACCCAUCAUCCGCAGUGAGCCCUUCAGUCCCUCUCUGCGGCCGGAGCCCCCAAAACACCCAGAGAGCAUCAAGGCCCCAGUCCACCUGCCCCAGCGACCUGAGUUGAAGCCUGUGGAUGUUGGGAGACCUGUGAUCCGGCCCCCUGAACAGAAUGCAGCCCCUCCAGGGGCCCCUGACAAGGACAAACAGAAACAGGAGCCUAAGACGCCAGUGGCACCCAAAAAGGACCUGAAAAUCAAGAACAUGGGCUCCUGGGCAAGCCUGGUACAGAAGCAUCCAACUACCCCAUCCUCUACAGCCAAGUCAUCAAGUGAUAGUUUCGAACAGUUUCGCCGUGCUGCUCGGGAGAAGGAAGAGCGUGAGAAGGCCCUGAAGGCACAGGCUGAGCAUGCAGAGAAGGAGAAAGAGCGACUGCGGCAGGAGCGCAUGAGGAGCCGAGAGGACGAAGAUGCACUGGAGCAGGCACGGCGAGCCCAUGAGGAGGCACGGCGGCGCCAGGAGCAACAGCAGCAGCAGCAGCAGCAGCGGCAAGAACAGCAGCAGCAGCAGCAGCAGCAGCAGGCUGCCGCUGUGGCUGCCGCCGCCACCCCCCAAGCCCAAAGCUCCCAGCCCCAGUCCAUGCUGGACCAGCAGAGGGAAUUGGCCAGGAAGCGGGAGCAGGAGCGAAGGCGCCGGGAGGCCAUGGCAGCUACAAUUGACAUGAAUUUUCAAAGUGAUCUAUUGUCAAUAUUUGAAGAAAAUCUUUUCUGAGAGCGCCUAGGUGACUUCUGACUUUGAUUUUCUGGCAAAACAUUGACUCUCCAUAGUGUUAGGGACGGCAGUGGAGGCGGUAGCAGGGGCCGGGGUGUCUCCAGGCCUGGCCCUACUGCAUGCUAUGCCCAGGGCAGGUCUGAAGGGCAGCUGAAGAUUGCAGAGCCCAUCUGCCUUACAGCCAGCCGGAGGGACGUCCCACCACCCCUCUCACAGGACGUCAGCUCAGAGCACGCCUCAAUACGAGCAAGAGCAAGUGCCGGCCGGACUCAAGGCCUGUGUCCCCGUGUGUGGGGCAGAAGCCCUUCUCUCCGCCAAAUGUCUACACAGUAUACACAGGACAUUGUCGCUGCCGCCACCGAGACUGACUUUCUGUCCCUGAGAACAUGACGUUUGUGACGUCCUGCCUGAUGGGAGUCUUUCCCCACACCCUAGCCAUCGCCGCUUGCUCCUAAGAGGCCAGGACAGGUCCAAGUGGGCUGCAGCGGACGAGGGCAGUGGCCCACAUCCCCUUGCUGGCACUGACUUUGCCUUGAACAGACCCCUCCCUCCCCUCCCCCCACAAGCCUUUAAUUGAGAGCCGCUCUCUAUAAGUGUUCGCUUGUGCAAAAGGGAAUAGUGCCGUGGAGGUGUGUGUGUGUCCAUGGCAAUUCUGAUCAAGGUGACCGUCCCAUGAGUGUGGGCGGGCCUUGUCCGGGGAGUGAGGCCACCAACCAAAGUCAGUUCCUUCCCACCUGUGUUUCUGUUUUGUUUUUGUUUUUGUUUUUUUUCUAUAUAUAUAUAUUUUUGUUGUUGAAUUCUAUUUUAUUUUUAAUUCUCUCUUCUCCAGACACAAUGGCACUGCUUAUCUCCGAAAUGGUGUGAUCGUCUCAUUGAGCGGCGGCUCCCACCGCACUGUGGGUAGUGUGUGACCGUGGCUGUACUGUAUAGUGAACAUAGUUGACAUAUCUUUGUUUGAAGUUUGUUGGUGACUCCACCAAACCAGUGUAAAAAAACAAAACUCAAAAAAAAUCCACAAAAAAAAAAGCAAAAAAAAAAAAAAACCUGCCUAUAUUUUACUCGGUUUCAAACUCUUAUUAGUCUAUUUUUAAUUAUAAACCAGAAAGCUGCGAUCCCCUUCUUCCUGCCGUUUGUUGGCUUUUCUUUCUUUGUUUUUAAUGUCAAGUCUGUGUUUUGUUUUUGGGGUUUUUUGUUUUGUUUUUGUUUUUUAACCAAGAAAGGAAGGGACUGAGGAUUAGGUGGGCUCCAGGAACUAGGGGGUGAAGGGGCACAGACUGAGGCAGAGGCUUUCCCUGCCCAGUACUCAGUCCCAACCAGUUGGCUGCUCCCUCCCAUAAUUUUUUUUUUUUUUUUUUUUUUUUUUUUUUUUUUUAAUAAUUGGAGCCCUUGGCGAGGUUAUGAGUGCCAUGAGAACCCACUACACCACGAUGCUGGUGCCUCAGUGUUGGCCAAACUCUGGAGUCACUGACUGGUUUGACUUUCAUACGGUGAAUAUGCAUUUGGUCUGUACUGAUCAUGGAAUAAACACAUCUCUCUUUU